AUGGAACGUACUCCCAUUGUGCCGGGUUUACUCGAUCUAUCCUUCCAACAAGAGCAUAAAAAGCCAGCUAAAGACGCCAAAAAACGGUACUACAACCAACUAGAAGAAAUUUUCGCGAAGCACCGUCGGAUUCGUACCAAAGGGCAAAAUGAGAAAAUUAUUCCGUCUAAUCACCGGAGCAACAUUACGACUGGAGAUAAUCGGGAGGAUAAUGGCUCGGAUACAGGGUCAGAUAUUUCAAGAGAAUCGGCUACCUUUGGAGGGGAGACAAUGACAACCGACGACGCAACUUGGGAUACGACAAACUAA
This is a messenger RNA of Oikopleura dioica, 309 nucleotides long. Lineage: Eukaryota; Metazoa; Chordata; Appendicularia; Copelata; Oikopleuridae. The record is from the annotation of a GenBank genome assembly.